Messenger RNA from Wallemia mellicola CBS 633.66, 682 nucleotides. Its product is annotated as DNA-binding protein. Gene Ontology annotation, cellular component: nucleoplasm; cytoplasm; kinetochore. Gene Ontology annotation, biological process: mitotic spindle assembly checkpoint signaling. The annotation marks the transcript as partial. Lineage: Eukaryota; Fungi; Basidiomycota; Wallemiomycetes; Wallemiales; Wallemiaceae. The record is from RefSeq and is a predicted model, not a curated record. The transcript has 5 exons.
UAUGGCUACAGCACAAGCAGCACCAACGCGUUCAACGAUAAAUUUAAAGGGAUCGACAAAAAUUGUCACAGAAUUCUUUAGUUAUGCAGUUAAUAGCAUUCUGUUCCAAAGAGCUGUCUAUCCUCCGGAAGAUUUCUCUAUGGUGAAGAAGUACGGUUUGAAUAUGUUAGUAACAAAUGACGACGGUUUAAAGACAUACAUCCAUAAGGUUAUCUCACAACUCAGUGAAUGGCUCCUUGGUAACCAAGUCAGCAAGUUGGUACUCGCUAUAGUCAGCAAGGAAUCCAGGGAAACUCUCGAGAGAUGGCAAUUCGAUAUCCACAACACUGCUAAUGAAAACAGUGAAAACAAAGAUAAGCAAAACAAACCAAAAACUGAGAAAGAAAUACACGGUGAAAUCCAAGCUAUUAUUCGUCAGAUUACUGCAUCUGUUACUUUCUUACCAAUGAUUGACGAACCAUGUGCAUUUAACAUCUUGAUAUAUACAUCCGACACCGAAGAAGCCAAAACGAUGGAAGUAUCGGAUUUAUGGGUUGACGCUGAUCCACAUCUCAUACAAUCUGACAAGACGGAGCAAGUUAGAUUGCGUUCAUUUGAUACGUCAGUACAUAAAGUAGAAGCACUCGUCGCAUACAGAGUAGGUGAGGAAGAGGAGUGAUUGAUCUAUGUAUAUAUAUAUUAC